This is a messenger RNA of Leucoraja erinaceus (little skate), 3719 nucleotides long. RefSeq lists its product as uncharacterized. The record is from RefSeq and is a predicted model, not a curated record. Lineage: Eukaryota; Metazoa; Chordata; Chondrichthyes; Rajiformes; Rajidae. Gene Ontology annotation, molecular function: S-adenosylmethionine-dependent methyltransferase activity. The coding region runs from base 1360 to 1989 and encodes 209 amino acids. The transcript has 4 exons.
GUAAGGGGGAAACCGUCCUUCAGUCGCUUCCUGGCGAGGAUGCGGCUAUUAUCCGAGUCGCUUCCUCGGCCCCCCCCCUCGUGGCCUACCAGCUGGAUUAGCGCGGCCUUUCCUGCUGGGACCGGAACAGAGCUUCAGCAGCGGUGGUGGGGCACUGGAAACAUCACGGAGCGGGCGAGGCCUUCCUGGGAUCGCCGUUUGGAGCUCUGGAGUGCUGGGCCCCUGCUCCAACAUCACGGAGCUGUGGGUGCGGAGCUCCCUACGCUGGCGGCGCUGACAUUAACAUCGCGGAGUCCUGGGACCCUUUGCCGGGGGUCGCCAGCGAGAAUCUCCGCCCAGCGCGGCCUGUGGACAUCGGGAGCCACAGACUUUGGUGGAAGUUUGCCGACAAGAGGUUCCCGGCGAGAGGGCCUGAACAUCGGGCCGCCCAUGGCGGCGACUACGGGGUGCCCGGGAGGCCCCGACCACGGGUGAACAUUGGGGAACAUCAGCGAGGAGGUUUACUGGACUUUGGUUCCUUCCCUCACAGUGGGGAACUUUGAUGCUGCUGUGGGGAUGUUCGUGGUGUGGACUACUGUGUUCUGUGCUUUGUGGGGUUUUUUAAUUAUUUUUUUUGUAUGCCUAAGGGAAAAGGAAUUUUGUUGCUCUUCAUUGAAGACAUUGACAAUAAAUUAAAUCAAAUCAAAAUCAAAUCAAAUCAAAUGGCUGAUCAUCCAAAAUCAGUACCCCAUUCCUGCUAUCUCCCCAUAUCCCUUCAUUCUGUUAGCCCUAAGAGCUUUAUCAAACUCUCUCUUGAAUACAUCCGAGGUAAUAUACGGUAUAUAUCAAGAGGGAGGCCCUGUUUCUCAGGAUGGCCAAGAAACCCUCUAGGGUGCACUGUACAAAUAGCCUUGAAAGUAGCAGCAAGAGAUGUCUCCACCACAAAUGUCUCCAUCACACUUCUUGUGGCUGAAAGAUGAAUUGGAAGAGACCCAGAGUUCUCUAAUGGGACAGAGAGGAGAACCUUCGGCUAAGUAAAGGAACUGUUGAUUUUCUUUCAAGAUCCUCUUACUCUGCACAUAUUUGACCAAACUGGAUACCCACUCAUCAUUCAUAAAAUUCCAUCCCUAAUGACAUUAAAGAUUUGUAUAAACUCUAAGAUAUCCACACAUCUGUCUGAAGUCACACAUAAGCCUAUCUCCUUCGCUCCAUAGAUGCUGCUGCACCCGCUGAGUUUCUCCAGCAUUUUUGUGUACCUUCACACAAGUUAAAGAUGCUUGGCGAAUCCAAGUUGUUGUAUUUGCAGAUAUAUGUAGUGUAACAGUAAAUAUUGGAUCAUGCUGAUUAUAAAUUUGCAGCAGUGGAUAGAGCUGGACUGAAAUGUGUUUCCAUUUACAGAAUGGGUGGCAGUUCGGCCUUGCUGUGGAUGUGGGGAGCGUAUCAGGCCAGAGCUCCAUGGGAUUGGCUCCUUACUUUGAUGAAGUGGUUGGAAUUGAUGUGAGUGAAGCUCAGAUUGAAGAGGCCAACAAGAUGUGCGGACUUGAUAAUGUUUUCUAUGGUUAUUUCAUCUCUGUACAUGUCACUUCACUCAACAGACAGGGUGUAGCAGAGAAGCUGGAUUUCAAGGAUGCUUCUGUUGACCUGGUGACAGCAGCAGCAGCAGCAGCAGCAGCACGUUGGUUUGACAUUAAGGCGUUCAACUUAAGGCGUUUACGAAGGGGACCAAAUGACAUGGUGCACUUCCACUGGAAGCUGAUUCCACACAGCUACCACUCCCUGAGUAAAGAAAUCCCCCCUCAUGUUACCCCUCAUGUUACCCCCUACGAGAGUGAAAAAGUACAGAUCGUUCGGAAUAAAUACAAAGAAGUAUUUGACACUAUCACAUUCUUUGAUAAAGAAAGGUUAGAGAAAAUAAUACUGAAAAUUUUGUUGAACUGUCCAAAAAAAGCCUCAAAAGACAUGAAUCUUGAUAUUAUUCCCAAAUGGCUAGAUUUUCACUUUAAGGUUUAGUUUAGUUUAGAGAUACAACAUGAAAACAGGCCCUUUGGCCCACCAAGUCCACACCAACCAAGAUCAUCACACACUAGGGCCAAUUUACAGAAGCCAAUUAACGUACAAACCUGCACGUCUUUUGCACGUGGAAAGAAAACCCACAUGGUCACAGGGAGAACGCACAAACUCUGCAUAGCCAGCAACCAAAGUGAGAAUCAAACCUGGGUCUCUGGCGCUUUAAGGCAGUAACUCUACCACUGUGCCACGAUGCUGCUCAAGGGGUUAUGUCCCGGACUAAGCCGCCAGAUGAAAUGUUAUUUUGAUCCCUUUUCAUGAAUAGGGGAUUGGCAAUUAACAGAAAAUAGAGAGCCUCUUUUAGGAAUCAAUUUAGUGAGAUUCCAUAGGAAUCAAUGCUGGGACCUUAAAUAUUUAUAAUCUACAUUGAUGACUAAUUGUACAAUAGCCAAGUUUACUGUUGACACUAAGAUGCAUGGAUCAGCAAGUUUUGGGGAGGAUACAGAGAUUGCUCGGAGACAUGGGUAGACUAAACAAGUGGGCAAGAAGUUUGGCAUAUGGAUUGUCAUGUGGGAAAUGUGAGGUGAUCUACUUUGGAGGAAAGAAUAAACUAGCAAUUAUUAUUUAAAUGGCAUGAGUACAGAAUGUUGCAGAAAAGGAGCCUGUGGGAUGAGCAGAGAGGGAAUGAAAUACAGACACCGUGUCUAACAGAGGGAUGAACACAGAUCUUUACUGGAAUAAUCAGGUAUUGGGUAGCAAUCGAUACUAAUAUCCCCCAUACAUUAGCGUUACAACUGCUGCUGAGGUAGGUUUGAAGCCCCUACUUUCUUGUAAAGGUAUUCUCUGAGUGGGUCAGAGGAGGGAUAAUGUCUCAGUGGAUCUGCUUCUAAAAAUCUUCAGAAUAAGAAAUUGUUCUGUAAUAUAAACCAAGAUUAUAAUAAACAUGAUUUGGAGAAAACUUUCCAAAUUUUCUCUGGGCUGAAUGGAAUUGGCUUUUAAUUUGCUCUCGUGCUUCACCAGGAAUAUUGGUAGCUCUGGAUGAAUGGACACUCCAUCUGGAGAAGCACCAGGAGAUCAGAGCUCCAUCAGGCCGUGCGGAUGAAAGCAUCCUUUCCUGUCAGUAAAAGUCCAAUAAUCUGGCACCCUAGGGACUUUGGUAGCGCCAGACCUGCAGAUUUGCAAUGGUUCAAUGGUCCAAUGGUCCUUCAUUGUUAUGUGUACCAUUUAAGGUACAGUGUAAAUUGAUUUGCCAUGCAGACAUACCAGAAAAAGCAACAAAACACACAACUGCAUAAAAGUUAACAUAAACAUCCACCACAGCUGCUCGCCCACAUUCCUCACUGUGAUGGAAGGCAAUAAAAUCUCAUCUUCUUUUCUCCUUAUUCUCCCGCAGACGGGGCAGUCGAACCAUCUUCAGUCAGGGCAAUCGAAGCUCCCGCAGCUGGCGAUCGAAGCUCCCCCAUCGAGGCGAUCGAGCUCCCGCGAUCACAGUGAUCGAAGCUCCCGCGGUUGGAGCUCCCAAAGUCCGUCUCUAAACAAGGGAUCACGAGCUUCAUGCGGUUGAAAUUCCCAAAGUCGGUCCCCAGCAAGAGGCUGUCAGCUCCACGAUUUUAGGCCACAGCGUGGACGGAGAUAUGAUACGGAAAAAAAUCGCAUCUCCGUUAAGGAAAGAGAUUGUAAAAAGUUUCCCCCAACCCCCCCACCCCCCACAUAAUACAAAUUUAAAGAUACAC